Molecule: messenger RNA, 279 nt
Organism: Acanthamoeba castellanii str. Neff
Lineage: Eukaryota; Discosea; Longamoebia; Acanthamoebidae
Exons: 1
Coding region: 1-279 (92 amino acids)
Source: RefSeq, a predicted model, not a curated record
AUGAGCACCCCUCAGAAUGGCGUGGAUUCCUCGCGCAUUAACAAGGAUGCGGCGAGGGCGGCCAUGAGCCGUAUGCCCGCCCCCGGCCAGAAUCGACCCGGCGUCGAUGCCGAAGUCUUCGCGCAGCGUCAACUGCAGGAAAACUCGAAUCCCAAGACGCAGCAGGCUCUUCCCACAGCAGGCCCGGGCUCGCAUCCUUGGAUCGCUCUGGGUAAGAAUCAGUCGAGCACCGCGACGACCCGUAAGAAGAUCGUCAUCCCGCCUCCUCACGCCUACUGA